GUGCGUGCUACUCCCACUUGCAGCGUGGACGCGCACCAUUGCCGCGAGCUGCAAACGGUUGAUUACAGUAGGUGUUCGCGUUGCCACGAAAUACGCUGUAACGGCUACACUUGUACGUGUGAUUUAAGUGUGCUUUUUGUGUGUUUAAUGUGUUCGGAGCUUCUUCCAUCACUGGGAUUAUACAAACCUUUGUGCCUCAGAAGGUAGAGAAAGAACAAAACAAGUGGAACAAUAAUAAAAAAAAACAAUAUAUUUCGAAAGUGUGAGAACAAGUUUAUUCCUUUCUGUGCGGGUUAUUUCUUCAAGGACACUGGUGAUUCAAGUGCAUUUAUUCGUAUUAGAUCUUGAAGGCAAGGUCCAUAGUUCAGCAUCAGCUAACGGAUAACAAUGGCUUCAACAACAGGGAUGAAAGUGGAUCCAAGCGACCCCAACGUGAAGCGCCUUGUGUACAACAUGUACCGAGGGAUGCUGGGGACCUACAACAACAAAGCUAACGAUAUCAUUGCUGCUCUGCCCAAGGAAAUGGUGCGAGAAGACGAGGGCAUCGCCCGACAGCUGGAGAGCAUGAUACGUCAGUCCAGCCAACUGUCCGGAGGAGGAAACACUCCCAGUCCAGGACCUCCGAGUGCCCCAAUUUCAGGAAAUGGAGUGACAGAGAAUAGUAACUCAGCACCGUCAUUUCCAGCACCUCCCCCACCACCACCUCCAGCCCCUGGCCCCUUACCUACAGUACGACUUAGCACAGAGAUCCCUGACACAAGGGGAGGCGCAGGGUAUGAACCUCCAGCUGCAAUACAGAAUGCAAUGAUGACCAAGGACAAGAAGCCAUUCACGUACACCCCUGGAGGGCUGGACCUGUCACAGAUUCGGAGUCCCCGAAUGCAGCGACGAAUCACAAGGAAUGCAAAUGCUGAGGGUGUUGGUGACCAGCCACAGCCUGCAGGCCCCAAGACGUCUUCAUUGGCACAAACUUUGCCACAAGGCCCCCUCCCACCUUCAGCCCUCGCUGCCAUGCAACCACAGAUGCCAGUCCCUGUAUUCCCAACAGCUGGUGUUCAGUUGCACCCUACUCUUGCACCACCCCCGCCACCACCUCCUCCUGGCCCUGCCACUGUAGAACCUCCACCAAACCCUGUCAUCAGGCCAGUACAGAGCCCCGAGUCCCUGAAACCAAAAGCCCAACCAGUAUCACCACCUGUCCAAGUUCAGAAUGAGCCUGGAAGUAUCUAUGUUCCCCCAGUGACAAGCAGAGCACAGGUGGGCUCCUUGUACAUCCCUCCCAUCAACAACAACACCUCGCAGCAGGAGCCAGUGGUGACGUCACCACAACGGCAGCAGACGGCAGCAUCUCCUCUGCCCGCCCUGAACAAAGCACCAACACCUUGGAUGAGUCAACAUCAGCGGAAUCAACAGCAACAGCAACAGCAACAGCAACAGCAUCGUUGUGUCCCAUCCUGGGUGACCCGGGAAGAACCCCAACCCCAGCACUCUGCAGGAACCACUCAUAUAAUUCCUAUACAAGUGGAGGGACGAAAUGAACCUGUCCAGGCACCGCAACAGCCCCAGCCACAGCCCCAACAACAAGGUGCUGUUAAUCAACCCCAUACAAGGAUAAUUCCAAUCCAAAUUGAGGGCUCCCCAACUGUGAUGAACAACACAUCGAACCAAGCCAAGCAACAGAUGCCAGCUCAACAACAGAAAAAACCUGUCUAUGUCCAUAACAAAUUCAACCCUCCAACAUCUCCACAAACACCAGUGUCACCAUCUCCAGUCUCCCACAAUCACAGUGACAAUCAAUCAGAACAGAACUCAAGGCAGUAUCAGCACCAGCAGAGCUGGGGACCUUCUGGAGGCAAUGGUGGCCCCACUCAGUCCCGGUCUUUCCGAGUUCUUCAAAAAAUAACCGACACAGACAACAGCGAAGGUGAUACAGAUGCCCCACUUCAGGAGUAUGGUCCCCCAAACAGUGGAGGAGGUCAGUAUAACAGCCAAGGGGUGCCGUUACAACAGCUGCGAAAGUUACAGCUCAGUGAGGAUGAUCGGGCACUCAUGAACAAGUUCAAGGCUCAAGUGGAUGAAGACAGUUUCCUUCACACUGAGUCGGACCCUAGGUACAGGGGUGCUGCGAUACCUUCAAGAGCUUUUCGCAUGUUGCAGAACAUGACAGAUGGCAGUGCAGACAACAGUGAGCAGGUACCCAGGGGCCCAGCAGUGGUACGUGACCCUCAAUCAAGACCCGUUUCUGUCCACCAGACACCUUCAGAAGAUGGAACACCCCAGGUGUAUAUUCCUCCUUCUGAGCAGCAGGUGCCAGAACCCAGGAAGUACACAGGUGGAGCAAUUCCAUCCCGUUCCUUCAGGAUGUUGCAAGCAAUGACAGCACCUGAGAAUUGUGCAACAGUUUCAUCGUCAGAUGGGCGUGAAACCCCUGCCUCACUCUCUCACCAAGACUAUGAUUGGAAUAAUAGUGGUCAAUGGGCUCAUUAUGACCCUGGUUACUGGGGCCCUGAGGCAUGGUGGGGCUGUUAUCCUCCUCCCACCCCUGACAUUCUUGAGAACAGAGAGCAGUACUGGGCUCCAUACUCAGCAAUGUAUGCUUACAUGGCUGAAAUGAAUGCUGCCUACGGGUUUGCACCAAUUCCUUACCCUUCCAUGUAUUCCUCUCAUAAUUUUGCCUUUCCUAGGCCUGUAAGAUACCGACGUGGAAAUAACAGUGACACAGAUGAAGGUUCGGGGUAUUCGUCUACAGAUGAGAUGGCUUAUUUCGGAGCUAAUUCUGUUCGUGGAACUGUUCCUAUGAUGAACAGUCAGGGUGGUACCCCAAUGUCAGUACACCGCAUGCCACCACCACCACCACCAGCCAUGCCGAGCACUGUAGUUCCUCAGACAUCAAACAGUAAUGGGUCACUAGGGAAGGUCAAUUCUUAUGGCUCCAAGAGCUCUGAGAAAUCAGAUAACACUAUUAAUAAAGAUGUAAAAGUAGAACUGAUAAAUUCACUGAAGCAUGAGACAAGUGUUCCUCGAUCCCCAAGUUCUGUUGAUUUGGAUGCCUAUGAGACUGCAGAAUCAGAUAAAUGUUCCGAUGAUGAAGAGGCCACUACUGACUCCGACACUGAAGUAGAAGAGGAUAAAGAUAAUAAAGAUGGGUUAGGUUCAGGACAGCUGCAAGCUAUUUGCUCUGUGUCAGAUAACGUCUAUGUGAAUGAGCUGGGUUCUGAUGAGGAAACUGAUGAUGAUGAUGAUGAUGGUGAUCAAGAGAAGGAGCAUUGCGUGGAGGGAGAGGAGUGCAUUCCUCAUCAGCUGAGCAUCAUAUAUGAAGAGAGUGAACAAAGUGAUGCUGAGAGUGUGCUUCGAUCUGGUAGGGCUACUGGCAGGUGCCCUACCAGAACUAGUAGCAGCCUCACUACCAGUGAGGAUGGGGACAGCUCCACGACGCUAGACAAUGGUGACGAUGAGAGUGACGGUGAUUUUGAUGUUCUUGAUGGCGAAUCUUCCACAGUAACUGUGCGUCUGCCACUUAAACUGAAAUUUAGUCGUUCUGAAAAUGAUGAAGAAGUGACCACUGUUAUUGUGGGGGAUAGCCAGGUGAAGCGACAAGAAACUGUGGACACUGCAACUCCUCCAUUUACUGAAGAGGAUGAACAUGUGAAGAAAAGGGACAAGGAACCAAUACAGGAAGAAAAAGAAGCUAUAAAGGAGAAAGAGGAAGGAGGAGGUUGCACUGAUAUUUCAGUAACUCUUUGCUUUCCUAAAAAAGCAGAUUUGAGUGAGAGAGUUGAAGAAUGGAGACGAGAUAUGAGCCAAUAUGCUGGAAAGAAUUUGAUUAAUACGAACAAUGAUAAUGUAAUAACAUGCACAAAUUCGCCUACCAAAUCAGGUAAAGAUACCGGGAAAUUGGGACCCAAAAUGGUAGGUGAUGCUCCACAACAAACAACUUUGGAUGAAGCAGAUGUUUACGAGACAGCAGAGUCUGACUCAGAUGUGUCUGUAUGUCUGUCACUGCCCCUAAGGAAGCGGUCACAGAGAGGAUUUGGCUUUGAGAGUAUUAGUAAUAUAUCAGAGGAAGAAGACGAGGAAGUUGGGAAAGCUUCCAGCCACUGUGAGGAUGACUCUAGUAGCACUACUAGUAUCCAAACAGUUCGACUAACAUCAGGAUCACGAGGAAGGUCAAGUGGAAGUGAAAUAGAGACUCCAGCCACUGAUGAAGGAGAUGAAAGUUCUGUAAACAAGUUAGUCGGCUCAACUGAAAAUUGUCAGACAGAAAUAAGUACCCCAGAAUGUGCUCUAGAGAAUAAUAUGAAAAGCACUGGGGCACAGGAUCAAAGUACGGAGAGUGAGAGUGAUGAUGAUGAAGAUGAUGAUGAUGAUGAGGAGGAGGAGGAGGAGAGCUCAGAAAGUGGCAAUACCACCACAAGGAGAAGCUGUAUCAACAGUAAAGAAGUCAACUCUAAGAGAGGCAGGAAGAACUUUUUGACCUCGCUGCUUAAUGAAGAUAUGACCACUGAAAAGGAGAUGGAUAAUGAAGAUGGUGACAGUGAAAAAUCAGAUAACAGCCAAAAUGAAAAAGAGCAUGACAUCAUUCAAAAGAUCUAUGAUCUGUGCACAGAGCCAGAGAAGGUAUUUCUGAAAGACAUUAAGCAAAGACAUGCUGUUACAAGCAAGGGAAAAGAUGUGGGAUUUAAUAAAGAGCAGAGUGAUGCAGAUACAACACAGAAAUUAAUAAGAAAUGAAAAGGAGCAGCAGACUUCCAAGCCGCAAGAAGAGAGCGAGGAGGAUGACUCUGGUGUCACCUCUGACAUGAGCCGCCCCAUUUCUGAUGCUGACACCGAAUCAGAGGCUGGCCGAGGUGAACAAGGUCACCUGAUGAAAUGUCAGCGUGCGUCCACACAUUCAAGGCUCUUCAAGUUGCUACAGGACGAAUGUGGGAAGAGCGACGAUGAGGAAGAGGAGGGUGCUGCCAUGAAGUCUCGGCGGGAGAACCUAACUCUGCCCCUCUGCAAUACCAAUGUCAGUGACCCUGACAGCUUGUCCUCAUCAUCUGGGGUGGCAUCACCUGCCUCCCCCACAGUGACAGAUCGAUUAGUUAAAGAGCUUGUGCAGAGUUUGCUGCAGAGGAAGAAAGGGCGGCGCUUGAAGAAGCUGCCCCUUGCCAAGUUGCAUGCUGCUGCUCUUAGGAUAUUGCAGGAAGAUAUGGACCCAUAUGAUACUGGAAGUUCUGAAGACAGUUCUGGUAACCAUGCCUACCUCAUGCCUACACAGACACAAGGCUCUCAUCAUUCCAAGAACACUGCCAACUACCCCAUGCCACCACAGGAGGUGAUGUAUGGGGAUAAAUACUAUGACUACUGUGAUUACUACGAUUCCUGGGCCAAUGCAGCCUCCUAUUAUGGCAAUGAUGCUUGCAGUGGAUUUGAGUAUGACAUCGUGCCAUCCAGGGCAUUUAAGCUGCUCUCAGAGCAUGCUCAACCUGGAGGAUUUAGCUCUGGCAUCAUCAAUGGCCUGUGGGCAAAGUGUCCAAGGAUACCGAGUUCCAAAAAUGUGCCAAAAUAUUUGACAGAUGAUACUGAUAAGACUGACCCUGGCUCCCCUUCCUACCCUGCACCUCCCUCUCAAUCAGCCCCAGCCUCUGCUCGAGCCACGUGAUGAGUGAGGCACAGAGAGAGCGAGUGAGAGAGAGAUUACACGCACGUUCCUCCCACACACGUUCGAUUGAACGGUUCUCUGGAGAGAUGUUUUUGAUAGACAUAUGAGAUGUCUGUAGAAGGUCAAAUCCAGGAGGUCCAGGACAGUCAGAUAUGUGAAGAUGAUGUAAGACAAAACUCCGCUACAUCAUGUGUGAACAAAGGAUGGAACAAAAUGGCCACUGAAUCUGAAGAUGAUGGUGUGUCAUCUGUCACUAGUUGCUAACACACAAACACAGUUGGUGUACUUCUAUCUGUAAAUGUUGUGCUACAUGACCCCGUGCUUCACAAUAGGGCUCCUUUGAAUGCUCCUUAGCAUUUUACUAACACAUAUACUUUAAACUGCGAUCUCUUUCACAGAGAAAAUGACGUGUAAUUUUAAAUAUUUUUGAGGAUGUUUUUAUUGGUUUUUGGAAACAUUUUUUUGUGUUCAUAAAAAUCAGUCACUAUCUUGAACACUACCGCUUGUGUGAACUCAUGAUGUAGAUUACAGUUCAGGGCAUGAUACUUUGCAUCUGACAAAUAAUAUUUUUGUUGUAAAUGUAGAUUAUGUUAAUGUGCCUUUCAUUUACUAAUAUCAUGCUAUGAAUGUUAAUGAAUCACUUUCCCACUGUUACCUUAAAUAUGGCUAUAACUUCAACGUUCUGUAUAAUUUUUAGUGAUUUAAUUCUGAUGCUGCCAAGCCUAGUGUUACAGGCUAUACAAGAAUAGAUUUUAAAGGGUUCUGACAAUGGUGUAUAACACUCAGAAAUACUGAGGUUUUGGACUUUGUGAUUGAGGUUAGCUCUUUCCAAGGAACUCAACAGAAUAGGUGUCUCCCCAUCACCUGAGGAUGGAAAUAGAUCUAAUUGUGUUCUCUAGUGUUUAGAAUACCUGACAAUGGACAAAGUAAAAAAAUUAUGUAAUUCUGAGUAUACAAGUAUGGUCAGGCUUUUCUGUAGGGAUCAAAAUGCUGAAAGAAAAAUAUUUUUUUGCAUGACUAUGCGGUCUGAAUUGUACACAACAGAAAACCAACCUGUUAAGUGUCAGACAGGGAUUACCCCUACAGUUCACUUGGUUUAUUGGCAGGGAAAUGGUUAAUUCAUCAUCAAGAUUAAAAAAUAAUAUAUUGGCACCAUGAACACAAUCUUUAAAUGGAUGUCAGAAAUAAAAACUCUGUAAAAAGAAAUCUUAUGUAGAUUUAUAACAGAAAAUGUCCCAUAGAUAUAAUAACUUAAGGCUGUUCAUACUAUGACACAUUAUUUUUUUCCUAACUACAGCUAUGACUGUAACAGGUGGGCUAGGAGUCUUUCUUUCAGAAAAAGCUUGUUGUAUGAUUUUGUUUACAUCAUAUGUAUAUAACAACAUUACGUAUCUUGCCAAAAGGCUUAUAAAGCAGAUAGUAAUAUAUUUUUCUGCACCAUAAUUAUGCUUUAGCUCUGAAUCAUUUCAGUUUCAGUCAUUUCAACUCUUUUUUUCUUAUGGUAAAACUGUUCAACCUUGCACACAGACAGCUGUAAUUGUUUUAACUUCCUAAAGUAAGUAAAAUGUGUCUUAGAUAAUUUGAGAUAAAAAUGCAGGAUUUCAGGGUUGAAGUGCUGAAUGGAAGUCUAAAUUAUAACACUCAAGUGAAUGUUGGCUAAUAAACUUUUAUACUAACAGUGAAAGGCUUCAGUAACUUUCAAAGUUUGUAAUUUUAACAGUUCUGCAAUAUUUUUUUUUAACAAUUUUAAUCAUUCACGUUUACAAUGUAAGUGAACUGAAAAGUGUACUUUUAGAAAUAGCAAUUUAAAGAGACAUUUUAUGUCUGAAUGCAGUAUUUUGAGUUACAUUAUUUAAAAUGUUAUUGCAAUUUGAACUCUGCAGUCACUUGAAUGUAAAAUAUGUUCAGUAUCUGUAUUUUUUGGAUUGUUCUGUUUAGAGGUCUGAACCACUUUAAUAGUUUACACAUUAGAUAGACCAGUGAGACCUAUGUGCCAACAUUGUUACCAUAACUGCUCAUGUAAGGUGUUCACCAACAAAAGUUAAUUGACGACUGGUCUGAACAGAACCAAUGGUGUUAGCAGACUUCACAAUUUAUUUCAAAUAUUUCAAAUGCUUAAUAUGAUUUACAGACUUGAAGAUAAGUCAACAAUGUCAGAUGUAUCAUGUUUGGUAUCUAGUGAUCCAAAUGCAACCUAAGAAAUGUACGAGUACAUUCUGGAGGAGAAUCUUCCCUCCACAAAAUUUUAAUUCAUGUGUUACUUGCAUGAAAAAAUAAAUAUGUUUGUGUUAUCUCACCUGUAGGUAGGUAUGAUCUUUAAGUAACAAUGGAAAUAUGGUUGGCUAAAUCAGCGAUUUUACAAUGACUUGUGUACUAGCUUAGAACUCUGAGCAAGUACUUAAGUCGGCUGGGGAAAAAAUGGUUAUAAGGUAAUAUUUUGUUGAAACUGGAAACCUGCUAUUUUACGUUCAGCCAAAUGUUUGAAAAUUUGAUACUCAUCAUUUAAAUAUGUUCUAGGAUUGUUUUUUUUUAGUUGUGCUGCUACUGUGUAGUUUUCUUUGUGGCUACCGACAUUUCACAGAAACUUGAAGAUGUAGUAGACAGCAUGUUCUCCUGAAAUGUUGGUACCUCUCCCAAAACUAUACAGUAUCACAACCCAGAAGACCACAAUCUUAAAAAUAACUGCUGUGUAAAUCUUAGAACUCAUAUAAAUACAUUCUGUUCCUACAUAUAUUAAUAUGCAAUACAGUACAUGUUGUAAGUCAGAGAAAUGGUGAAGAAAAUCACUGUAUGCACUUUCUGUCUGGUAUCACUGGAAUGUACAACGAUGGUACUAAGAUACCACUUUACACAAGCACUCAGUUCAGGAACCCGGUGAUCUGUUCACAACAAAUCUAUUUGCUGUUCAAGUGACAUCCUACCACAUCCCUUUCAAUUUCUUAUGAAAGUUGGUGAUCAUCAAUGAUGUAAGAAUAUUUUUUUCUUGAAGUUUUAUAUAUGUUACUUGUUAAAUAGUGGUGGUUUGUCGUCCCUUUUCCUGUUCUGCUCUUUGUAAUUUUGUGAAAUUACUGUGUGCCUUGUACAAGACAUUUAUAAUAAAGGUGAGAAAAUGUGGAUUUAU
Cryptotermes secundus is the source of this 8764-nucleotide messenger RNA. RefSeq lists its product as uncharacterized. Bases 388 to 5643 code for a protein of 1751 amino acids. The record is from RefSeq and is a predicted model, not a curated record. The transcript is spliced from 13 exons. Lineage: Eukaryota; Metazoa; Arthropoda; Insecta; Blattodea; Kalotermitidae.